UGUCUCUGUUCAGAGCACUGUUUAGAAACCAGCUGUCACAUUUUUUUUCCUACUAUUCAUUAGACCAACUAGCUAAACUGCGCAGUACUAAAAAAAAAUCUUGGAUAAACUUGGAUAAACUAUUCAUUCGUAUCAAGCAGUGUAACCUAAAAUCCGGUAAUAUUAAUAUAUUUUAUAAAAAAUAUAAUAAUUAUGGAAAAAGUUAAAUUACUGUGGUCAAGAACAAACUCUGGUGAUUAUCCAAUUCAUGAAUUGGAUGAUGGAAAAUUAAAGGAUUGUGUUUAUCUACAACAAUUAAAAAUAACUGGUCAACAAUUGCCAGUAACAAAAUAUCUUAACAAAGGUUUUAAUGUUGGAUCAUCAUUGUUAAUUAAUGGCUACAUACAUCCAGAUGUUGAUAAAUUAUCAUUUAAUUUAUUGAUCAAUAAUGAUGAUGAAGAUGAUGACGUGGCACUUCAUUUCAAUCCACGUUUUUAUGAAAAUGAAGUUGUCAGAAAUACAUAUAAAAAUGAGGAUUGGGGUGAAGAAGAAAGAUCAGGAGGUUUUCCAUUAUCAGCUGGUUCAUAUUUUUCAUUGAAAAUUAAUUGUGAAAAAAAAGGCUUUGAAUUUUUUAUUAAUGGAAAAUUAUUUGAAGUUUAUGAUCAUCGUAUUAAACCUAAAAAAAUAACACAUUUAGAAUUGGAAGGUGCCAUGGCAUUGGAUUUGAUUUUAUAUAAAACCAUUAUUGAUGAAGAUGACAUGAAUAAAUCAACAUCAUCAUCAUCGUCAUCUGAUUCAGAAAAUGAAGAUAAUAAUAUACCAGCACCAAUUGGUUUUCAUGAUGCACCACCACCACCAACAACAAAUAUCAUGUCAUCAAUUUGGGGUGAAACAAAUGAUGGAAAAUUUCUUAUUUAUGAUCCUUAUUGUGGUGAUAUAAAUGAAUUUUUUCAUGGUAUUUAUUUACAACAAUUUAAAGUUAAAAAUGAUGAUGAUACAAUUAAACUUAAAUUUGAUAAAAAAUUUAGUCCUGGUUCAUCAAUUAUUAUUAAUGGAUAUUCUAAAUCUGAUGCUGAAAGAUUUGAGCUUAAUUUAUUUACUAAAGAAAAAAUUAAUGGUGAUAAAAUGAAAAAUAUUGCAUUACAUUUUAAUCCAAGAUUUACUGAAUAUGAAAUUGUCAGAAAUACAUAUGAUAAUGAUGAUUGGGGUGAGGAAGAAAGAUCUGGAGGUUUUCCAUUAACUGUUGAUAGAAAUUAUUCAAUUAAAAUUGAUUGUGAAGAUAAAGGUUUUCGUAUAUUUAUUGAUAGUAAAGAAUUUACUUUUUAUAAUCAUCGUUUAUCACCAGAUAAUAUUAAUAAGAUGGAAAUUGAAGGUGAAACAUUUAUACAUUCAGCAUUUUAUAAAACAGUUUGAAUUGAAAAUUCUAUUUUCUUUUUUUUUCAAAAAUUUUUCAAUUUAUUAAUAACAUUUGUCUUUAUACACAAAUAUAUUAUUAUAAAUUUUUUUUCAUAAUAUUAUUAUCAAUAGAUUUUAAUCACUUUAUGUUCGAUAUGAAAGUUAUAUGAAUGAAUCAUAUAAUUAAUACACAAAGCCACUUUUGAUUAUUAAUUUUUUUUUGUCAAUUAUAAAUUAUAAAUAAGAAUUAUGAAAUAUUAAAAAUAGUUUAAAUUCUAUUGUUUAUAAAAUAUAUUAUUGUAUGAUCAAAAAAGAAAUUACUCAAACUUAUUUUAAGCAAAUAAAAAAAUAUUCAAGUAUUAAAAAAUAAAACAUUGAAAAGAGAGUAUUAUUUUUUUAAUUUUAAAUAAUUUAAAUAAUUAAUAACUUGUAUGUUGAUUUUUAGCAUUUAUUGUUUAAUUUAUAUGAUAAAUUUUCAUAUUUUUUUUUGUUUUUUUAAACAAUUAAAAAUAAUAUUCUACUGAAACUUAAAAGAAACAAAAAUAAUUGUAUUUUGUUUUUUUUUUUUUAAUUAUUAUCAUUCAUCAUGAAUCAUCAAUAAUAAAUUGACGCAAUUGUUUAAUCAAUAAUUAGUAACAUGUUAAUAAUAAUAAAAAAAAAAAAUCAUGAAUUAAUUUUUUUUUUUUUUGGUAGUAUUUUAUAAAAUAAAUUUACAAUCAAUGAUUAUGACUUUAUACCUUGAUAUUAAUAGAAUAAUAACAGUCAAGCUUUUCUUUCUCGAAAAAAAAAAUUUUUUAUAUUUUUUUACAACUUGGAAUAAUUGCUAUCUCAUUUAAAAUAAUUACAAAAUUAUGUGGGAAUUUUUGUUUAUUAAAAAUAAAUAGUAAAAUUUAAUUAGAAAAAAAA
This is a messenger RNA of Aphidius gifuensis, 2280 nucleotides long. RefSeq names its product 32 kDa beta-galactoside-binding lectin-like. Bases 193 to 1392 code for a protein of 399 amino acids. The transcript has 2 exons. NCBI's taxonomy places the organism in Eukaryota, Metazoa, Arthropoda, Insecta, Hymenoptera, Braconidae. Gene Ontology annotation, molecular function: galactoside binding; carbohydrate binding. The record is from RefSeq and is a predicted model, not a curated record.